UACAAUAGCAACAAUGGCCGUGUAAAGAAAGCAAAGAACCAUUAGGCUAGUCUUGAAACCUGACAGAUUGUGAUAAGACGGAAUGAUGUUGAUUAAUGGGGGUACAUACCACAAUGAAUUUAGAACAGUUUAUGAUAUUUUGUAGUUACUGGAAUUUACAGUCCUUUUUGUCCGUUAAGUUAGAUGUGAAGAGGCCUGUCUGAUAUAAACACUAUCAACUCUUCUAGCUAUAAUAACAGCCAUCAUGGCUCCAAGAACGUCAGUUGGUAUCCUGGAUCAGGAUAUUGGCUUUUCACUUGCAAGAUUAUUUGAUGAAUAUAACAUGGAUCAUAUCCCACAAGGAAAACGGUUAGAUGGUCUACCAAAAAGAGAUUUAGCGCACAUAAAACAUUAUAAAGCGGCAGUUAAUAUAUUUGGCGGACCUUUGAGUAGAAAACGUGUGCUUGUCGCACCUGGAAUGGAGACACCACUAAAGCACAGAAUCGGUUUAUAUAGUAAUGAGACAGCACCACGAGAACACCCAAUAUUAAACUCUGCAUUACAUAUACCGCCACAACCAACUAAAAUCCUAACUGAGGAAGAAACAGAAGCCAAACAAGGGGAGGAAAGCAUGUCUAACUACAGAUUUUGGAUGUCGGAAAGAAAAAAACUAAGAGGUCAUUUGGACAACAUGGGUCUCUCAGAAAAUUAUUUAAAAUAUAAAGUUAACAAAACUGAUCUUGAGAAACGUGUGAUGUAUAAAAUGGUCAAUGAUUCAAGAGAAAAAGCUGCCUUAUACCGAAGAAAGCCCAAACCCAGACCCCCACCUGUGAAAAGGGAACUUCCUCCGGUUCCCAAAAUUGCCUCACCAGCCCCAUUAGCUCUGCAAAUUUUGGAUGAACAUGUAAAAGUAAACAGACUUCGUCUUCUAGACCUGUUUAAAGUUCUGGAUAAAGAUAAAGACUGGAAAGUGACGAAAAAGGAAUUUAAAAAUGCAAUGGAAAGGGCUAAUCUACAAAUAUCAGAUAAAGAAGUAGAAGAUAUGAUUGUUUGUUUAGAUGAUGAUAUUAACGAUCAAUUAGAUUAUAGUGAGUUGGCACAAGGUAUUAAAAUAUGGCAGAAGGAAAGAAGAGAAAAUAGACGGAAAGCUAGGUUAAACGAUUCAUUUGAUUCAGAAUUAUCUGGAGUUUCUUUUAGUGAUUCGUCGGGACAUGAAAGACAAAAGGGUUCAGCUAAAAGUGGAAGUAGAAAAGGAUCUGGUAAAAUGACUUCGCCGGUUCCUAUAGAAACAACAGAAAAAGCAUCUGUUAUACAGUUUGGGACAGAGAGAAGAGAAAGUAGCCAAUCAAGGAGAAGAUUACGAAUAUCAAGUAGAAAUGGUACAAGAGGUGACUCAAUCCUAAAGUCUCCAUCUCCAGAUUCAUUAGAUUCACCUGUUAAGUCAUCCUCACCACAAGCGUCAUCUCGUGGUGGAAGUAUUCGAUCUGUUAGUCGUAGCUCGACUCCACAGUAUCUAGAAGUACCAGAGAUAGAUACUGAAGUAGAGCAAAUGGUGUUAUCGUCAGAUGAAGCCAUGGUGGACUUGAUUAAACAUGAUAAAGAAGUUUUAAGAAGGAAUAAAUUUAGGAAAAAGCAUGGUAUAACAGCUGAUGAUGAACCAUGUCCAGGUGUAAUAAAGAUAGGUGAUAAAGCUAUAGAUGAUCAUUGUUCCAUGUCUACAUUAUGUGAACCAACAGGAUUGAGCAUAGAUCGAUUUAGACAGAAACAACUUGAAGAAUACAAAAAUGUUGUUAGUCUGUGUAAAGAAAGGGGUGUGGUGUUAACCAAAAAGCUUCUUGAUAAAGUCCUACUUUAUCCUGGUGAUAAACCAUAUGAUUUAUUAUUCAACAAUAUUUCACAACCGGUAGACAGUCAACGUCAGCUUAAUUUCAAAUCCUCUAAACCUACAACAGAAACAGCAAAAUCCAAAACCAUAACAGCCCAGAAGUCGACUUCUCAUGAAGCUGUUGAAAAAGAAAAAGUCAAGGCCACACGGUCGCGAAGUAGAGAUAUAUUAGUGGACAGAAAAGCUAGUUAUCUCAAAACAAGUCAAGUUGGUAAUAAUGUAACUAGGGAAACAUUAUCUACUGGCAAAGCCCUGAUAAAAACGAAAGUAGAUUGCUGGAUGACUUUCGAAGAAUACAGUAGACUGACUAGUCAUUAUGCAUCAAAAUUCAACCGUCUAAACACUAAAUCAGAUGAGAAUGCCUUCUGGCCAGGACAAGUAUUACAGAAAUUAAGGCUGUGUAUGCCACCAUAUAACCAAGCACAUCAAACUGAUUCAAGCCAUUCUAUAUUCACCUCAGUGAAAGAUACGAAGAAAUCAAACCCUGGUUAUAAUAAUGAUAUUAGUUGGUGGCCUCUUAGUGAUCAAGGUUAUAUUCAGAAUGGAAACAUUGAUAGAUUUUAUCGUAGAAGCUAAUCAUGU
This is a messenger RNA of Patella vulgata (common limpet), 2446 nucleotides long. RefSeq lists its product as uncharacterized. The transcript is spliced from 7 exons. Bases 245 to 2440 code for a protein of 731 amino acids. The record is from RefSeq and is a predicted model, not a curated record. Gene Ontology annotation, molecular function: calcium ion binding. Lineage: Eukaryota; Metazoa; Mollusca; Gastropoda; Patellidae.